AUGCAACCCUGGAGAGGUACUUGGGGUCAGCAGGUGCCCCUGAUCCUGGGCCUGUUGUUAACCACCACCUGCGUUGCACAGGAGAGCCUGGAGAACUUUGAAGAUGAAAAUGACAUAGUUAGCACAGAUAGCCCGGAGACUGUGUCCUCUGACCUGGCUAUAGUAAGCCCACGUAAUUCCUGGAUAGUCUUCAGGGACAACUCUAACAAGGGUGGAAACAAGAGGAUGAAACAGCCCAGGAAAACAUCCAAGCAUGGUCUCCCAGGCCCUCCAGGGCCCCCCGGCCCCCAGGGGCCACCCGGCCCUCCUGCUCCCUUAACCCCCAAACAAGAGGAGCUGAUCCAAGAGUUCAAACUCAAACUCAAAGACAUGGUUGCCACCCAGUGUCUCCUCUGUGAUCAACCCCCACGUGUCUUCACAGCUUUUCACUGUCGUCUGCACCGCAACAUACAGGUCCAGCGACGCAGCUUACAGGAACUGCAGCCCUUCAGCAGUCCCUCAGAUUCAGAGCAGUUUCACCAAAGAGGACAGGGUUUCAACACAAGCAGUGGCAGAUACACUGCUCCAAUCUCAGGCUUCUACCAGCUCACUGCAAAUCUGCUGAUAGAACCCAGCGAGUCUCAGAAGAGGCCUCAGGCCAGGCAAAAGGACAGUGUGAAGGCUGCCAUAUGUAUAGAGUCUCUUUGCCAAACUAACGUGUCUCUGGAGACGGUGACAGGGGUUGGCACCACAGGAGGAGUGUUCAGUAUCUUACUAACAGGAACCCUCUAUCUACAGGCAGGGGAGUAUGUGUCUAUCCUCAUUGAUAAUGGAACUGGCUCCGCACUCACGGUUCUUCAAGACAGCCUGUUCUCUGGGAUCCUUCUUGGAAUAUGAGGACUCCUUUCAC
Messenger RNA from Chanos chanos (milkfish), 889 nucleotides. Its product is annotated as erythroferrone. The record is from RefSeq and is a predicted model, not a curated record. Bases 1 to 876 code for a protein of 291 amino acids. Gene Ontology annotation, molecular function: hormone activity. The transcript is spliced from 8 exons. Lineage: Eukaryota; Metazoa; Chordata; Actinopteri; Gonorynchiformes; Chanidae.